UGCAAGCAAGGAGAGGAAAAGAAAAAGGAAGACUAGAAAGGGAGGAGGGAAAAAAGGAAAGAAGCUUGGGAUUUGAAGAGCCUUGACUCGUAGUAGUAGUGAAUCCAGGUUUGUGUGCCGGUGAAGGAGGCACUCGUGCCAGGAACACAAGAGGGAGGAGGCUACAACCUCGACUGUGACUGACAGCUUGCGCCCCACGAGCGAAGAGGAGGAAGCUCUGAGGAACGAGAGGUAGAGUGAGAGAGAGAGAGAGAGAGAGGAAGAGGGAGGAGAAGGUAAACGAGCGAAGCUGAGAAGCAGGAACAGGCACGCUUUCCCCGUUCCUCCUGAUUGUCCGAGGGAACCGGCUGACCCCACCAUGAGCCACUGCAGGAAGAGGUGCAAGCGGCAGCUGACCAAAGUGGCCCGCUACUUCUACAGGUUCCUCACGGGUACCCUGACCCAAGACAGCAUCGAGGAUGACUUUGAGCUGUCCACCGUGUGCCAUCGGCCGGAGGGGCUCGAGAAGCUGCAGGAGCAGACCAAGUUCACCAAGAAGGAGCUCCAAGUGCUCUACAGGGGCUUCAAAAACGAAUGUCCCAGCGGUGUUGUGAACGAGGACACCUUUAAAGUCAUCUACUCCCAGUUCUUCCCACAAGGGGAUUCCAGUACGUAUGCACAUUUCCUCUUUGAGGCAUUCGACACUAACAAGAAUGGCUCAGUUAGUUUUGAGGACUUCGUCAUCGGCCUGUCCAUCAUCCUCAGGGGGACGAUAAACGAUCGGCUAAACUGGGCCUUCAAUCUCUACGAUCUCAAUAAAGACGGGUGCAUCACCAAAGAGGAGAUGUUGGACAUCAUGAAGUCCAUCUACGACAUGAUGGGGAAGUACACGUAUCCCUGCAUGCAGGAGGAUGCUCCCAGAGAGCAUGUCGAGACCUUCUUUCAGAAAAUGGACCGUAACAAUGAUGGUGUUGUCACCAUUGACGAGUUCAUUGAGUCAUGCCAAAAGGACGAGAACAUCAUGCAGUCCAUGCAGCUGUUCGACAACGUCAUUUAGGGCCGUGCCCUGUCGGAGAAGAGGGGACGGGGGCCGAGACGAACGACCCAGACCUGGAACCGGUCAGCCAGCUGCUGACCAGCCUCCUGCCCUCCUGCCCCCUCCUCCAUGCAGCCAGAGGACCGCCGUCAUUCCGUUUCUUUCUUUCUCCCAGAGACAUAGUGGAAGAUGCAUCAGGGCUGGCUUCUAGACCCACUCCAAUAAGUUCACCUUCUUUUUGUUACAUUCCUGAAAGGGUUCAAACGGGUCGGCUGGACUCGAGACGUAGCCAGACCAACGUGUCGGACAGCAAACUUAGACUCGGAGGGUAGCAUGGACCUUGGCUACGAGCGAAAGGAACUGUGAAACCUGGCCAACAACAAGCUGGAAGUUCUUGCGCGCGGACGACGGCGCCAUUGUAACUUUUAUUUUUAAUUUUUAUCCAAUCGCUGACUGGUUUUCUUAACGCAUG
Colossoma macropomum (tambaqui) is the source of this 1487-nucleotide messenger RNA. RefSeq names its product Kv channel-interacting protein 2-like. Gene Ontology annotation, molecular function: potassium channel regulator activity; calcium ion binding. The transcript is spliced from 8 exons. The record is from RefSeq and is a predicted model, not a curated record. Gene Ontology annotation, biological process: regulation of potassium ion transmembrane transport. Gene Ontology annotation, cellular component: voltage-gated potassium channel complex. The coding region runs from base 359 to 1036 and encodes 225 amino acids. NCBI's taxonomy places the organism in Eukaryota, Metazoa, Chordata, Actinopteri, Characiformes, Serrasalmidae.